UGCGAAAACAUAGUGUGCCUGGACAUUUUGUCCCUGCUUUGUAGAGUCGGGGAUGUCCAACAGUACCAAACCCCGUGUCGACGAUGAGGACGACGUCGAUGAUCUCGACGAUGUCCUGGAUCAAUUCACUCCGGCCAAAGCCCCUGCAUCCAGUUUAUCUCAACCAUCGACGUCAUCCUCUGCUGUGAAUGAACCAACCUCAUCGAAACAGGAGCCGUCUUCUUCAAAUGCUGACUUUGACGCUGAUUUUGCGAAAUCGCUUGCUGAAGACAUGGAGGCUCUUUGGCGCGAUCUUGCGCAGCAGGGACUCAUGAUGACAGAAGGGAUGGAUGGCUCGACCGACCCAUCGCUCACACAGGGAGCACCUAUUACCCCGAAAACUGGCGAAAAGGACGACUUCCAAUCACGCAUCCGGAACACUAUGAACAAGCUCAAGGAGAGCGAGUCAGGCUUGAAGUCAUCGGAUCCGAGCAGUUCUGCUCCUAGUGCUGAUCCACUCGAGGCGCUUUUAUCUCAACUUGGAGACGAGGAUGAAGAAGAGAUGCAGGGUGUCCUAGAAGCCAUGAUGGGCCAGCUUAUGGGCAAGGACGUCCUAUACGAACCCUUGAAAGAACUCUCGGACAAGUUCCCGGACUACCUCAAGGCCAAUGCAACUACCUUGACGUCCGAUGAUAAGUCACGCUACGAUGCGCAGAUUGUCUGCAUCAGGCAACUCCUGGAAACUUUUGAAUCAAAAGAUUACGCUGACGACGACGACAAGACGAGAAUUAAGAUCGUCGAGCUCAUGGGUGAGCUUCAAAAACACGGGUCUCCCCCGGAGGAAAUCAUGGGCCCAUUACCCCCCGGAUUGAGCAUGGGCGCUGAUGGUAUGCCGGAUAUGCCGGAUAACUGUAUUAUCAGUUGAAUGCAUAUCGGCGGAGGGACUGAAUAAGUUCAAGCGAAUACCGGAGCUUGCCGUUGUCCACAACCUUCAUGAUAGUACAUAACAUUUGCGACAAAUUUACAAGCAUACUUGGGGUAUACUGAAAAUUGUUGCACCGAGAACAAACAUCGAUCGGACUUGCGCACUGCCGUAGCAUUGUAGCUCCCAGAUCCUUGCCCCUGAAUGAGCACACUCUAUGUUGCCGUGUUGUCUUCA
Messenger RNA from Suillus discolor, 1138 nucleotides. Its product is annotated as Pex19 protein family-domain-containing protein. Gene Ontology annotation, biological process: protein import into peroxisome membrane. The transcript is spliced from 4 exons. Lineage: Eukaryota; Fungi; Basidiomycota; Agaricomycetes; Boletales; Suillaceae. Bases 53 to 904 code for a protein of 283 amino acids. The record is from RefSeq and is a predicted model, not a curated record. Gene Ontology annotation, cellular component: peroxisomal membrane; peroxisome.